This is a messenger RNA of Mycosarcoma maydis (corn smut), 309 nucleotides long. RefSeq lists its product as uncharacterized. The coding region runs from base 1 to 309 and encodes 102 amino acids. The transcript has a single exon. The record is from RefSeq and is a predicted model, not a curated record. NCBI's taxonomy places the organism in Eukaryota, Fungi, Basidiomycota, Ustilaginomycetes, Ustilaginales.
AUGAUCUCCAAAUCCCCACCGGCGCACGAGCGAUGGCAGGAGCCGAUAGGAAGAUACAUACAAGCAGCGCAGAGGCUAGAGCCAAAAAUCGAUGGCGACGUCUUUACGCUAUACGCUGCACGGCAUAGUGAGCCCAAAUUUGCACUACAAGCACACAUUCAAGUGCGGCAAAUGCUUUCGUCGCUUUCCGCUGCUCCAUCGUGGUGGUUUGAGGCGGUUUGCGCUUCCGGAGGCCUGAAACAACAACAACAACAACAACAACAAGCGUACCUGUCUAGACACUCGAUCGGGCAGGGCUUGCUAUCUUGA